Messenger RNA from Elaeis guineensis (African oil palm), 2730 nucleotides. Its product is annotated as protein FAR1-RELATED SEQUENCE 5. The record is from RefSeq and is a predicted model, not a curated record. Gene Ontology annotation, biological process: regulation of DNA-templated transcription. Gene Ontology annotation, molecular function: zinc ion binding. NCBI's taxonomy places the organism in Eukaryota, Viridiplantae, Streptophyta, Magnoliopsida, Arecales, Arecaceae.
AUCGGCGAACUUGGUCUUGGACCAAGGAUAUUCAGGUUGGAGGCGGCAUAUGUCCAGUGACCCCCCAAGGCUCAGCUUAGUCUCCGGAAGCCGACACUUGACGAAGCUUCCUGUGUUCGGAGGGUGGACACCAGCCACCUCCCUUCUACCCUCGCCGCCGGUUUCGCCUCUCCUCUCUCCCUCGGAAACCCUAACCCUAGCGCGAAUUACGUGAUUGCAUCUUGAAGUGGGGAAGGAGGGGGUUUUUCUUAAAGUUUGUAUCUUGUAAUUGGGAAGCUUUGUGAACCCGGACUGCCAGAUCUAUGGAGUACUCUUCAAGCGAAGAUGAUGAGCUGGUGGAAGAUUGCGUGGAUCUUGAAGAAGAUAUUGGGGCGUCAGAUGUUGAUCAGCGCACUAGCGAAGUUACCGCCUCGCUUCAUUUUGGAGACCAGCUCUGUAAUUCUGUGGUAACGGUUGAGAAUUCCGUCGGAAAUGUGCUACUCACAACCGAUGGAGAAGUAAAAAACGAGGAACCUUACCUGGGAAUGGUGUUUGAUUCUGACUCGUCCGCGAGGGCUUUCUAUAAUGCUUAUGCUCUCCGCAUUGGGUUUGGCAUUCGGGUUGCCAGGUCUCGGAGUGAGAGGCGGAAGGGUGUUGAGGUGUUGGUCAUGAAGAGAUUUGUCUGCCUGAAGGAGGGUCACCACAAGAAGAAGGUAACUGAGUACACCACCAAGAAAAAAAGGAAGCGCUUGUCCAUUAGGGAUGGGUGCCCAGCAAUGAUGGAGGUGGUUCGAAGAGGACCCGAUAAAUGGGUGGUUACCAAGUUAGUAUUGGAGCAUACGCAUGUUGUAGUUAGUCCAGAUAAGGUCCGUGAGAUCCAGCUUAAUCACCUCUCUGGAAAGGACCGGGAGCAUGAGAACUACUUGAGAGAGAUGAGGCAGAAGAUCUUUGGAGAAGGUGAUGCUCAAGGCCUCCUCGAGUAUUUUAAGAGGAUGCAGGCUGAGAAUUCUGGGUUCUUCUAUGCUGUGCAGGUUGACAACAGGAACUGUAUGACCAACGUCUUUUGGGCUGAUGCCAAAGCUAGAAUGGCUUAUAACUAUUUUGGGGAUGCCGUCACAUUUGACACGACAUAUAAGAAGAAUGAGAACAUGAUCCCAUUUGCUGCAUUCACAGGUGUGAAUCAUCAUGGACAGCCUGUGGUUUUUGGAUGUGCGUUGGUUGUAGAUAAGACAGAAUCCUCAUUUGCUUGGUUGUUUGAAACAUGGCUUACAGCAAUGUUUGGACAUCGCCCUAUCUCAUUUACCACUGACCAGGGCAAGGCUAUGGAAGUAGCAGUUGCAAAGGUGUUUCCCAACACACGCCAUCGUGUAUGCAGGUGGCGUGUCUUAUCUAGGUGCAAGAAGAAGUUAUCUGAUGUAUGUUCUAGGUAUCCUACUUUUUAUGUUGAAUUAAAGAAAUGCGUCAAUGAGUCUGACACUGAUGAUGUCUUUGAAAUGUACUGGAGGUCGAUUCUUGAUAAGUAUGGUUUGAGGGAGAACACUUGGUUGCAAUUGCUGUAUAAUGUUCGCCAUAAAUGGGUUCCAGCAUACCUAAAGAGCUUUUUCUUUGCAGAAUUGUCUACAACUCAAAAAUUAGAAAGUAUGAACAGGUUUUAUAGAAACAACUUUGAUAAGAAGAUCUCUUUGCAUGCAUUUAUUGCAAAAUUUGAUCAAGCAAUGGAUUGUCGAUUUGAAAGGGAAGCCCAAGAAGAUCUAGCUGUACUCCAUGACCAACGGAUUUUGAAGACAGAUGCACCUUUGGAGAAACAAGCAGCUAAUAUAUACACGAGAACGGUAUUUGAGAAGUUUCAAGUGGAAUUGAUCGAAGCCCUAGACUAUUCAGUGAAAAUUCAGGAUGGGGCUAUCAGCAAGUUCUCUGUUGAAAGAGAUGGAGAUGCUUGUAACAGGCACAUUGUUUUUCUUAAUGUAUCAGAAAAGAAAGCAUGUUGUAGUUGCUCCAAAUUUGACUUUUCAGGAAUAUUAUGUAGGCAUGUUUUGGCAGUGUUCUUGGUAACUGGUGUGAUUCUACUUCCAGAACAUUAUAUUUUGAAAAGAUGGACAAGGAAGGCAAAGAGUGGUCUGGUAUUGGAGGAUGACCGUGGUGUUGAAUUUCAAAAUUACUGUCAGAGUUCCCCAAUUUUACGGUACAAUGAUCUUGUUCAUGAUGCCAUGAAAUGUGUAGAGAAGGGAGCAGCUUCUGCAGAGACUUACAAGAUUGUAAAGGAUAUUCUACAAAAAGCUUUUGCUGAAAUUGUUGCACUUGAAGAAAAUGUGGCUAAAGCUAGGUCACAUCAUGCAGAAAACAUGUAAGAAGAUAAAAAUUGGUAGCAUGAUGAAUUAACUGCUACUGCUUUCAAAGCAUAGAGGCUGAAGCAUGCUUGGAAAGUGGAGGUCAGGGGUCAAGAGAUAAUGACAUCGCUGAGCAAAUUUCCAGUCUAAAGUUUUCAACUUUGCUUGGCUGUGUGCCUAGCCAGGUCAAUGUAGAUAUUCAUAUUGCCAAGAUUGCACCUUCAUAUUCCAUGUGUGGAUUUCAUGGCUAGAUGUUACAUAUUAGGAAAAAUUUUUACAUUAACGGUCAUAGAUAGAUCUCAUUCUGCUUGCUUUUCCACUUUUGAAUUAACAACCCGUUGUCUCAUAUAGUACUUGCAUGUUUAAGUUGGAAUGAAAAGCUUAUUUGAUCUAUAGAUUUUGGUCAGUCAACUCAUUGCUCUCA